UUGGGACUUUUAGGUUCUGAUGGGCAACUUUUGACAAGGAAACGACAUUUGGAAGACGAGGAAAAUAGUGAGAACGCCUUGGGAAAUGGAAAUAGUUAUGAUAAAAUUGCUUUUGUGUCAGCGGGGGGUUAUGACACAGACGUGUAUGGUAGUGUCCGGGGCCAACGUAAGAAUGAUUACUUGACAUCAAUUAAUGCUGGAGACGAAGAAGAUGAAGUAGAAGACGAAUUGCUCGGUGCAGUAACUUCUGCUAAAGCUGCUUACUCUGCUCCGAAGCGUUUCGUUGAAGAAGCUGGUGAUGAUCCGUUCGCAGAGACCAGGACUAAAACAAUUGCUGAAAGACAAAGUAAUUAUCAGGCAAGAGCUCGCCAACGGCAAAUUUCUCCAGAACGAGCCGAUAUGUUUGCUGAUCAAACACCAGACAUUCGGGAUCGUUCUUAUGCUCAGAUCAUGAAAGAACAAAUGUUACGCGAAGAAACGGAUAAAGUUGAAAAAGAAUUAUUAGAUAAAGCAAAAUCAGGUGAAUUGAAGCCUGCAAAACCAGUAGCUCCUUCGCAAAAAAGAGGGCGUUGGGAUGAAACGCCAAAAUUUGAGGCGUUAGGUGCAGGUGCCUUAACACCAUCAUCUCAAACACCAGGUUCAACACAGCGAAAGCGUUUAACGCUGACAUCAAAUAUGUCUGCCAUCGCUACUCCACGUGUUGCUCGUUGGGAUGAAACUCCAGCUCAUGCUGCGGGAGUUGAUGCAACUCCUGCUUCUGGAGCUAAAGCAUGGGAUGCUACUCCAACCACUCAAACUCCGCGUCGAAAUCGUUGGGAUGAAACCCCACGUGAAUCUGUCCGUGAUGGAAUGACACCGUCGGCUAGAGAAGGUAUGACACCUGGUUGGGGAGCCGAGACUCCACGAGAUGCUCGUGCAUUUGAUGAUGUCAAGAUAGAGGGUACACCAGGUGAAUCAAAACGUCGGUCACGUUGGGAUUUAACUCCUUCAGCGGCUACGCCAGUUGCAGCGGCUGUAACACCGUCAAGUACUCAUAUACCCGGCUCUGCAACUCCGUUGGGUUUCACACCAAGUGGAGGAGGAAUGACGCCAUCGAUGAUGACGCCUGGUGGGACCACACCAAUUGGUACACCUGCAAUGGGACUUAAAACACCAAUGAUGCCAGUCGUAUCAAUGACACCAGACCAAAUGGCACUUUUUAAGUGGGAAAGGGAGAUUGAUGAGAGAAACAGGCCUUUAUCCGAUGAAGAAUUGGAUGCGCUCUUUCCACCAGGAUAUAAGAUCCUACCUCCGCCGAAUGGUUACAUACCGCUUCGAACACCGGGUCGGAAACUCUUAGCAACACCUACUCCCAUGGGUGCCACUGGGACACCAAUGGGUUUCAUCAUGCAGGGCACGCCUGAAAGACCUGGCUUAGGGGAUAAAGGUAUUGCGGGAUUAAUUGAUACUCAGCCGAAAAAUACAGAAUUACCACCUCUCAAGCCAGAAGAUAUUCAGUAUUUCGAUAAGCUUUUGAUGGAAGUAGACGAGAGUACUUUAAGUAAAGAGGAAUUAGCUGAACGUGAAAUCAUGACUUAUCUUUUGAAAAUUAAGAAUGGGACACCUCCUCAGCGUAAAUCUGGAUUACGCAAAAUCACAGAAAACGCCAGACGUUUUGGAGCUGGAGCACUGUUUAAUCAAAUACUACCUCUUCUGAUGUCUCCUACUUUGGAGGAUCAAGAAAGACACUUGAUGGUUAAGGUUAUUGAUCGUGUUCUGUACAAACUUGAUGAUCUUGUUCGACCGUACGUCCAUAAAAUACUAGUUGUGAUUGAACCCUUGUUGAUUGAUGAAGAUUAUUAUGCCCGUGUUGAAGGGAGAGAAAUAAUUUCAAAUCUCGCGAAAGCAGCUGGUUUGGCUACAAUGAUUUCUACAAUGCGACCAGAUAUUGAUAAUGUUGAUGAAUAUGUAAGGAACACAACUGCUCGAGCAUUUGCAGUUGUUGCUUCGGCUCUUGGCAUUCCCGCUCUUCUUCCAUUUCUGAAAGCAGUUUGCAAGAGCAAGAAGAGUUGGCAAGCCAGACAUACAGGCAUCAAAAUUGUUCAACAAAUGGCUAUCCUUAUGGGGUGUGCAGUUUUGCCACAUUUACGUUCUCUUGUUGAAAUUGUAGAAACUGGUCUUGUUGAUGAUCAGCAAAAAGUCCGGACGAUAACGGCUCUUUGUUUAGCAGCUCUUGCUGAAGCCUCAACUCCAUAUGGUAUAGAAGCAUUUGACUCUGUUUUAAAACCAUUGUGGAAAGGUAUUCGUUCUCAUCGAGGAAAGGGUCUUGCUGCUUUUUUGAAAGCUAUUGGUUUUUUGAUUCCAUUGAUGGAUGCUGAAUAUGCUUCAUAUUAUACACGUGAAGUAAUGCUGAUAUUAAUCCGAGAGUUUGCUUCACCUGAUGAAGAAAUGAAAAAAAUCGUGCUUAAGGUAGUCAAACAAUGCUGUGCAACUGACGGAGUUGAGGCAGCAUAUAUUCGUGAUGAAAUCCUUGCUCAUUUCUUCAAAGCAUUUUGGAAUCACCGUAUGGCGUUAGAUCGUCGUAAUUAUCGACAGCUAGUUGAUACAACUGUCGAAAUGGCGCAAAAAGUCGGUUCUGCUGAGAUGAUUGCACGCAUUGUCGAUGAUUUAAAAGACGAAAAUGAAUUGUACCGAAAAAUGGUAAUGGAAACUAUUGAGAAUAUUGUCUCGUUAAUGGGAGCAAACGAAAUCGAUGCACGUUUGGAAGAGCAACUUAUUGAUGGUAUAGUCUAUGCAUUCCAGGAACAAACACAAGAGGAUGCAGUUAUGUUGGAUGGAUUCGGUACAGUUUGUAAGGGUUUGGGUCGACGUACUAAGCCAUAUCUUCCCCAGAUCUGUGGCACAAUAUUGUGGCGGCUCAACAAUAAGUCUGCCAAAGUUCGGCAGCAAGCUGCUGACUUGAUCGCCAAACUCGCUCCAGUCAUGAACAUCUGCCAAGAAGAAAAGCUUAUGGGACACUUGGGCGUUGUUUUGUAUGAAUAUCUUGGUGAAGAGUAUCCUGAAGUGCUCGGAUCAAUUUUAGGUGCGUUGAAAGCAAUCGUUAACGUUAUUGGUAUGACAAAAAUGACACCCCCAAUCAGAGAUCUUCUUCCGCGCUUGACCCCAAUUUUAAAGAAUAGGCAUGAAAAAGUACAAGAGAACUGCAUUGAUUUGGUUGGUCGCAUUGCUGAUCGUGGAAGUGAGUUUGUUUCUGCUCGUGAAUGGAUGCGUAUUUGCUUUGAACUAUUAGAAUUGCUGAAAGCUCAUAAAAAAUCAAUACGUCGUGCCGCUAUCAACACUUUUGGAUAUAUAGCGAAGGCAAUUGGUCCUCAUGAUGUGUUGGCGACUUUGCUUAAUAAUCUCAAGGUGCAGGAGCGUCAGCUUCGUGUGUGUACAACAGUGGCAGUCGCUAUAGUAGCAGAAACUUGCGCACCUUUUACAGUUUUACCAGCGAUCAUGAAUGAAUAUCGAGUGCCAGAAAUUAACGUUCAGAAUGGUGUUCUCAAGGCACUUUCUUUUAUGUUCGAGUACAUCGGAGAAAUGGCCAAAGAUUAUAUAUAUGCAGUUACUCCACUUCUAGUAGAUGCGCUGAUGGAAAGAGAUAUUGUACAUCGGCAGAUAGCAAUGGAUGCUGUUGCACAUUUAACUUUGGGAGUAUAUGGUUUUGGAUGUGAGGAUGCUUUAAUUCAUAUAUUCAAUUAUGUUUGGCCAAAUAUGCUUGAAAAUUCACCUCACGUGAUACAGCGGUUUGUGUUUGCAUGUGAUGCUAUGCGUGUGUCUCUUGGUCCUAUAAAAGUCCUCCAGUACUGUCUUCAAGCGCUCUGGCAUCCAGCAAGAAAAGUUCGUGAACCAAUUUGGAAGGUUUUCAAUAAUUUAAUAUUGGGAUCUCAAGAUGCUUUGGUUGCUGGAUACCCUCGUGUUCCCAAUACUGAUCGAAACAAUUUCUUGAGAUAUGAACUUGAUUAUAUUCUUUAG
Molecule: messenger RNA, 3993 nt
Organism: Thelazia callipaeda (thelaziosis nematode)
Lineage: Eukaryota; Metazoa; Nematoda; Chromadorea; Rhabditida; Thelaziidae
Source: the annotation of a GenBank genome assembly